ACGUGUUAAGUUUCCGACACUGCAGUCAGCAGAACAGCACAGAAUGCACAAAAGAAGUCAGUGAGCGACAGUGAGACACAAACAGUCAGUGCCAGUCAGUGGUGCCAGUGCUGGGGUUGAAGCACGAAGAGAGAAUUUUCGUUUUUCAGCGAUGUUGAUCGAAUUGAUACAACUCUUUAUUUAUGUUCUCGUUCGUUAACAGUGAAAUUUAAGCGAACUACUGUCAGUUAUCUUUCAUCGUUACAUUAUGCUACUGGUUAAAUUAUGCUAAAAUGUUAGUUGUACGGAAUUAUUCGUAGGUUAUGUUGCAUUGUUUUGAUUUUUAUUUCAUUAUUUAAACAAAACGAGAAAGUGUUGUUGCUUAAGCUACACAUGCAUUUAAGUUAUGGUGUAACAUGACUACGCUGGGUCAUUUGUGCAUAGAAUUAGCAUUUGUUUUGUUGGUUACCAAUUGUGCAAAGUGUGAUGAACAAUAUUAUGUUGAUUGUAGUACAUUAAGGAUGGGACAGUACAAAUGUCCUCAUCCUGAUAUCAUAAAUGAUUACAUUGAUCCACAGACUCAGCAACCCAGAGGAUGUACUAAAGAAAAUAAAGCAAAAGUUCUCUGUUUAGCAUCAGUUGGCAUAAACUGCACUGAGACUAACAACAGAACUUUUAAACGAGAUAUUCCCUGUAAAUGGACGAAUGGAUAUUCUUUUGAAACGGCUAUGCUUCUCUCUAUCUUUUUAGGAAUGUUUGGUGCAGAUCGUUUCUACUUAGGUUAUCCAGCAAUAGGUCUAUUUAAAUUUUGUACUUUGGGAUUCAUGUUUCUUGGACAACUUGUAGAUAUUAUUUUAAUUGCCACUCAAGUAGUUGGCCCUGCAGAUGGUUCUCAUUAUGUGAUCCCUCAUUAUGGAGCUGGUAUUGAAGUAAUAAAAAGUGACAACUGGACUUACAAAUUACCACAAGAUGAUUGGUAGCGUAAUCUUCUGCAUUCCGUGAAUUAUUGUGAUUUGUAAUACAAAGAGACUUAAUGAGAUUUUAAAUGUUAUUACUGGUGCUAAUUGUGUGUUUUGAAUGGAAUCAAAGUUGAAUGUGUUAAAAUGGUAAAUUGAAGAGCAUCGCACCAAUGUGAGAGUCAGAUCUGAAUAAGUGAAAUGCAGGAGAUGAAUUUGUCACAGUGACUAUGUGUAAGAUAAUAUAUUUUGCAGUGUUAAAUGAAUGCCAUCAAUAAAGUUUUGUUUGAAUAUAGUAACAGUGAAAUGUAUUGUUUUAAUCAUUCGUAGCUUCCUCCAGUGAUACUGUGCAUAGUUUCGUAUUCAGAGAUUGUCUAUUAAAAUUAAAUAAUAAUUUCUGAUUUCUGUUC
Gryllus bimaculatus (two-spotted cricket) is the source of this 1345-nucleotide messenger RNA. The record is from the annotation of a GenBank genome assembly. Lineage: Eukaryota; Metazoa; Arthropoda; Insecta; Orthoptera; Gryllidae.